Fusarium pseudograminearum CS3096 is the source of this 2259-nucleotide messenger RNA. RefSeq lists its product as uncharacterized. Gene Ontology annotation, cellular component: exocyst. Bases 1 to 2259 code for a protein of 752 amino acids. Gene Ontology annotation, molecular function: SNARE binding. The transcript has a single exon. Lineage: Eukaryota; Fungi; Ascomycota; Sordariomycetes; Hypocreales; Nectriaceae. The record is from RefSeq and is a predicted model, not a curated record. Gene Ontology annotation, biological process: exocyst localization; exocytosis.
AUGGACGAUACACCUGCGCCCAAGCUCUCGGAGCUGCUGCGGCAUCCCGACGAUCUGGACAAAAUACCUGCGCUAAAGCUGGAAUUCUCACGAAAAAAGGGCGCAGUAGAUGGACAGCUUCGCAGUGGUCUGCGAGAGCAGCUCGAGACAACGCAAUCGGGCAUGACGGGUCUCAACGACGGCCAGAAGACAGUCCAGAUGAUCAAGGAGGAAAUGAUCAAGAUCGACAAGCUGUGCUCCGAAUCACAGAACAUGAUAAAGGACUUUGCAAGCAUCAAUCUGGUGUCACAAGCACACCGCAACUUCGGCGCCGUCGAGACGAUGCGCCGCAACCUGGAGACGUUCAACGAUCGCAUAUCGCGGGUCGAGGGUAUGCUAAGGGAGGACGACGAGGAUAACGACAACAUGCCCAACCUACUGCCGUGCCACUACGAACUCACCCAACUAAGAAACAUUCGCGACGAUGCCAUGGAGCAAAUACAGCGGGCAGAUGACGACAGUCUCGAACCCACAUUAGUCGACUACUUUGCGCGACUGGACGAUACGAUCGACUGGUUUGACGAGCAUGUCGGCAUUAUUGCUCUGAAUCUCAUCAACCUAGUUGUGCAGGACAACAACGGGCUUGUGGUGCGAUUCGCGGUGGUGAUGGAAGCUGAGGAAACGAGCGACCAACGGGUGCUGGCACUGCAGGAAGCUCUGAAGGAUCACAGGGAAAUGGCUACACGGUUCCAGAGUAUCACAGACGGUGCGAAGAAGGUCCGUGGCUACAAAGACAAGUUUAUACAAGCCAUCCGACUCAGCGCCGAGCAGCAAUUCGAGGGGGCAAAGGAAGAGUUCCUCGACGAUCCGAGCAAGCUUGACAAGAUUAUGAAGUGGUACUUUAACGAUCUGAAUGUCGUCAAGGUCGGAAUGUCGCAUCUCAUGCCCAAGAAGUGGAAUAUUGUAAAGACAUACGCAGGUGUCUACCACCAGCUUAUGCAUGACUUCCUGGUUGGCAUGGUAGAUGGCAACGAAGCAUCAUCGGCACAUACGCUAGAGAUUGUGGGCUUCCCAGAGAAGUACUACCGGAAGAUGGCCAAGAUUGGGCUCAAGCAAGAAGAGCUCGUGCCACAAGUCAUCGACAACCGUGAAGCAGAGCUCGUACGCGACUUUCGUGAACUCAUCAUCAAGUUCCUUGACGAAUGGAUCGACCGAAUAUUUGCGCAGGAGAAGCGCGACCUGGCAGAGCGCAACGUGGAGGGCUCCAACUUGGAUCAGGAUGAGUAUGGCUAUUUCCGAACCAAGAACUUUGUCGCUCUAUGGCGUAUGCUGCGCGAGCAAGUAGACGCUGCUGCCAAUUCCCAGCGCGCCGACGUUGUCGAAGGCGUUAUCGACGCAAUGUUUGCUCGUCUGCGCACUCGCCAACAGUCGUGGCAGGCUAUGAUUGAAGACGAGGCUAUCCCCUACGAAGAGGGUAAAAUCCCUGAGCUGGAGGGUUUCCAAGCUCUUCAAGAUUGGCUUGUGGCUACGGCCAACGACCAGAUUGCGUCUAUCGACGACAACGAAGACGAGGGUCGCCUGGCCUAUCUGUCCAGUUUCCGCCGUCUGGUUGAGCAGCAUGUCUCGCCUGCAUACCUCGAACGUAUCGAUUCUGAGGUCAACAUGUUGCGCGACGGCUACGUCGAUUUCAGUACGUGGUGUAUCACCCGCUUCGCUCAACUCGUCUUCACUGUCGAUUUCAGCACGGUCAUGCCCGACUUCUUCACACCCCGCUGGUACACAGGUAAUGCAAUGAAACAGAUGGUGGUGACAUUCGAAGAGUACGUCAACGAUUACCGCCAGGUACUGCACCACUCCCUUGUGGACAUUUUUAUCGAGAUUUUUGCCGAGGAGCUGCUUGUGCGGUACUUGUCAGCCGUGCGAAACAAGGGCGCAAAGUUCCGUCGCACCGACCCCUUCCAGGACAAGCUGUUCAACGACAUCUCUACUGCAUUUGAGUGCUUUAGCACACUGCCAUCGCCUGACGUCGGUGCAUCCAUCAAGGAGACCUGGCGUGUCACAGAGCACUUCCUGCGCCUACUAUCGGCAGACCGUGAUGCCAUCGUUGACGCUUACGUAGCUUUCAAGAUGGCCUACUGGGAUCUGAGCGUUCAAUGGGUCGAGGUUGUGCUGAGGACGAGAGAUGAUUUCGAGAGGUCUAUGAUAGCAGCGGUCAAGAAGGAGGCCGCCAAUAUCGAUAUCGAACGUGGACCGGAGACUAUCAUGAGUAGAGUCAAGUAA